Molecule: messenger RNA, 1953 nt
Organism: Mercenaria mercenaria
Lineage: Eukaryota; Metazoa; Mollusca; Bivalvia; Venerida; Veneridae
Product: N-acyl-phosphatidylethanolamine-hydrolyzing phospholipase D-like
Exons: 6
Coding region: 358-1446 (362 amino acids)
Biological process (GO): N-acylethanolamine metabolic process; N-acylphosphatidylethanolamine metabolic process
Cellular component (GO): membrane-bounded organelle; cytoplasm
Molecular function (GO): zinc ion binding; N-acylphosphatidylethanolamine-specific phospholipase D activity
Source: RefSeq, a predicted model, not a curated record
UGUUCCAAAUAAGUUAGCAAAUAGUUUUUGCAGUAUGUUUCUACAUCUAUUGGUACUAACCCAAAUUCACAAAUGUUUAUCCGAUUUUCUAUCGCGAAAAUAUAUGAUUUGCCGCUUUGCCUUUCUCGCAAGACCGGCGCACAUGGGCGUACGACGGAUAGACCCGGGCAGUGCCGGGAAGCCAAACGAACGCCUAGCCGGUUGCACGCGGCGAAACGGCGUACUCCGCAAAAGUGAAACGAAUUGGCCCUACUGAACUGGGUGUUCUGCUUUUUGACUCGUUCUAACUCUUAAUAACGGGAUAGAUACCAGAUAUAUUAACAAUUUGAUCAAUUAUUUAUUUUUUUUGUAAUCAAAAUGGGCGGUCGUAUGAGCACAGACGAACAAGUAACUUAUGAGGAAAAUGAUGCAAGUGACUUUGGAGAACAUGGAUUUGUUAAACCAGUGUUUCGGAAUCGACGUUAUAAAAAUCCGUUUGACACAUUUGAGGAGCGAACUUUGUCAGAUGUGUACAAAUUCAGGCAGUCAGAGGACAACAGUAACGUCCCAUGGAAAAAUAAACAAGAACUGGACAGCACAUUACCAGUUGUAACACCUGAUUUUGAGAAGCUUAGCAACCCACCAAAAGAUGCUGUACAAAUGAUGUGGGUAGGACACGCCUCUGUACUUGUACAGUUAGAUGGACUGACAAUACUCACAGAUCCCAUAUGGGGAAAUAGGUGUGGACCACUUGGAAUAUUUGGUCCGAAAAGAUACCGCCAACCUCCGUGUAAAAUAGAGGAUAUCCCUAACGUUGAUGCUGUUGUUAUCAGUCACAACCAUUAUGACCAUCUUGAUCACGAAUCUGUUGUUAGACUGAAUCGUAAAUUUGGUGAUAAGCUGCGUUGGUAUGUUGCUGUAGGACAGGCUGACUGGAUGCGACAGAAUGGAUGUCAGAAUGUUGUUGAGCUUACAUGGUGGCAGGAGCAUACUCUCACUAAAGAUGGCAAAUCGUACAUGUUUGCUGCAACACCAUCACAACAUUGGUGUAUGCGGACAUUGAGAGAUAAAAACAAGGCUUUGUGGUGCAGCUGGGUUGUGAAGGGUCCAGAUCACAGUUUCUAUUUUGCUGGAGACACUGGUUAUUGCUGUGCUUUCAAACAAAUUGGAAAUAAAUAUGGUCCAUUUUCAUUGUCUGCCAUUCCUAUCGGAGCAUAUGAACCAAGAUGGUUUAUGCGACCACAGCACAUCAAUCCAGAGGAGGCAGUUGAAGUUCAUCAGGAAUUGAGGUCAGAGAAGUCUGUGGGAAUACACUGGGGAACAUUCGUACUUACAACUGAGCACUACAUGGAGCCGAAACAGAAACUAGGUGAUAUAUUAAAACAGAAAGGUUUAGAUGCCGGAUGUUUCUUCACAGUGAAACACGGAGAAGUACGAACAGUUCCAGAUGAACAUGUGAAAUCUUGAUACAAGUGUUUAUUUAUAGCAACAUAAUGGACAGCUGUAUUUGUUGCAAAAUGUUGGCCCCUACACGUCUUGAAAAGGGCCUUCAAUUUUGUUUUUGAUUUUUGCAGUUUUGAUAGAAAUAGAUAUUUUCACUGUUGAGACUUUUAAAGAUAUUUAACCUUCAGUGAACAGUAUGCAGUCAGACACCAAGGUGUUUUGCUGAAGAUAAUAUCAAUGAUUCUAAUGCAGUUGCAGGUACAAUCAACUGAAAAUAUUCAACUUUUUAUAUUUGUGUGCGUGUUUUUGGAAGGCGAGUGUCUGUACCCAAAGGCCUCUAUAGGUGUAGGGGGCAUCUGUGAACAUAUCUUGUGCUUAUCAUGAUCUGAUCAUUCAUAGCCAUUACUUCAUCCUUCCAUUUAUUCAAAUGAAGCGGGUAUGAUGCAAAUGACUUUUAUCAAAAUCAGACUCUUGUCAUAGAUUAUGUGACUGUUUUAUUAAUUUAAUAUUAUUAAACACUUAUGCUUUUUA